AUGAAAGUGGUAUCAAACUUUAUAUUCACAAUUUUGCUUACUCUCAACCUCAGUGCUGCAUUAGAAGUUGUCACAAGCAGAAUUGACCGUGGUGGAAUUCAAGGUUUCCAUGGUGAUGUUAAAGUUCAUUCUGGUGCUACUUGGGCUAUUCUUGGUACUACUCUUUGUUCCUUUUUUGGUGGGUUAGAAGUUGAGAAAGGUGCUUCUUUAUUUAUUAAGCUGGACAAUGGUCCUGUCUUAGCUCUUAAUGUCGCUUUAUCAACUUUAGUUAGACCAGUUAUAAAUAAUGGUGUUAUUUCAUUAAAUUCUAAAUCUUCUACAAGUUUUUCAAAUUUUGACAUUGGUGGAUCUUCAUUCACUAAUAAUGGUGAAAUUUAUCUUGCUUCUUCGGGUCUUGUUAAAAGUACAGCCUAUCUUUAUGCACGUGAAUGGACUAAUAAUGGGUUAAUUGUUGCUUAUCAAAAUCAAAAAGCUGCUGGUAAUAUUGCUUUUGGUACUGCUUAUCAAACCAUCACUAAUAAUGGCCAAAUUUGUUUGCGUCAUCAAGACUUUGUUCCAGCUACAAAAAUCAAAGGUACUGGUUGUGUUACUGCUGAUGAAGACACAUGGAUUAAACUUGGUAAUACUAUUUUAUCAGUUGAACCUACUCAUAAUUUUUACUUGAAAGAUAGUAAAUCGUCUUUGAUUGUUCAUGCUGUUUCAAGCAACCAAACAUUUACUGUCCAUGGUUUUGGUAAUGGUAAUAAACUUGGUUUGACUCUUCCAUUAACUGGAAAUAGAGAUCAUUUCCGUUUUGAAUACUACCCUGACACUGGUAUUUUACAAUUAAGAGCUGCUGCCCUUCCACAAUAUUUUAAAAUUGGUAAAGGUUAUGAUUCUAAGUUGUUUAGAAUUGUUAAUCUGCGUGGUCUCAAAAAUGCUGUUACUUAUGAUGGUCCUGUUCCUAACAAUGAAAUCCCAGCUGUUUGUUUGAUACCAUGUACCAAUGGACCAUCUGCACCAGAAAGUGAAUCUGAUUUGAAUACUCCUACUACAUCAUCAAUUGAAACAAGCUCAUACAGUUCUGCUGCAACUGAAUCUAGUGUUGUUAGUGAAUCUAGUUCUGCAGUUGAUAGCUUGACUUCAUCCUCCUUAUCAUCAAAAUCUGAAUCUAGCGAUGUUGUUUCUAGUACCACCAACAUUGAAUCAUCUUCCACUGCUAUUGAAACUACUAUGAACUCAGAAAGUUCUACUGAUGCUGGUUCAAGUUCUAUUAGUCAAUCCGAAUCAUCCUCCACCGCCAUCACUUCAUCUUCAGAAACUAGUUCAUCCGAAUCUAUGUCUGCUUCAUCUACUACUGCAUCAAAUACUUCUAUUGAAACUGACUCAGGUAUUGUUAGCCAAUCUGAAUCAUCUAGCAAUGCAUUAUCAUCAACUGAACAAAGUAUCACAUCAAGUCCUGGUCAAUCUACUAUUUACGUCAACCUGACUGUUACAUCAACUAUUACUUCUUGUGAUGAAAAUAAAUGUACUGAAGAUGUUGUCACUAUCUUCACCACUGUUCCAUGCUCCACUGAUUGUGUUCCAACUACUGGUGAUAUUCCAAUGUCUACUUCCUACACACAAAGAACUGUUACCUCCACUAUUACUAACUGUGAUGAAGUCAGUUGUUCACAAGAUGUUGUGACAUACACUACUAAUGUUCCACAUACCACCGUAGAUGCUACAACUACAACUACUACUAGUACUGGUGGUGAUAAUUCAACUGGAGGUAAUGAAAGUGGUUCUAACCAUGGUUCAGGAGCUGGUUCCAAUGAAGGUUCUCAAUCUGGUCCUAAUAACGGUUCUGGUUCUGGUUCUGAAGGUGGAUCUAACAAUGGUUCUGGUUCUGGUUCUGAUUCCGGCUCUAAUAAUGGUUCUGGUUCUGGUUCUAAUAAUGGUUCUGGUUCUGGUUCUAAUAAUGGUUCCGGCUCCGGUUCCGGUUCAACUGAAGGUUCUGAAGGUGGUUCUGGUUCAAAUGAAGGCUCUAACCAUGGUUCCAAUGAAGGAUCUGGUUCUGGUUCUGGCUCUCAAACUGGUUCUGGUUCCGGCUCUAAUAAUGGCUCCGGUUCAGGCUCACAAUCCGGCUCAGGCUCAGGCUCACAAUCCGGUUCUGAAUCUGGUUCUAACAGUGGUUCCAAUGAAGGUUCUAACCCAGGUGCUGGUAACGGAUCAAACGAAGGUUCAGGUCAAGGUUCUGGAAAUGGUUCUGAAGCUGGUUCUGGACAAGGUUCUGGUCCUAACAACGGUUCUGGAAGUGGUCAUAACGAUGGCUCUGGUUCUGGAUCUAAUCAAGGUUCCAAUCCAGGCGCUGGUUCUGGUUCUGGUUCCGAAAGUGGUUCUAACGCAGGUUCACACUCUGGUUCUAAUGAAGGUGCUAAGACAGACUCUAUUGAAGGUUUCCACACUGAAUCUAAACCUGGUUUCAAUACCGGUGCUCACACUGAUGCUACUGUCACUGGUAACUCUGUUGCUAAUCCAGUUACUACUUCCACAGAAAGUGACACCACCAUUUCAGUUACUGUUUCAAUCACUAGUUAUAUGACUGGCUUUGAUGGAAAACCUAAACCAUUUACAACUGUUGAUGUUAUUCCAGUACCACAUUCUAUGCCAUCAAACACAACUGAUUCAUCAUCUAGUGUUCCAACUAUUGAUACUAAUGAAAAUGGUUCAUCUAUUGUUACUGGUGGUAAAUCCAUUUUGUUUGGUUUAAUUGUUUCCAUGGUUGUUUUAUUCAUGUGA
Messenger RNA from Candida albicans SC5314, 2760 nucleotides. RefSeq names its product Hyr1p (gene HYR1). The record is from RefSeq and is a predicted model, not a curated record. Bases 1 to 2760 code for a protein of 919 amino acids. The transcript has a single exon. Lineage: Eukaryota; Fungi; Ascomycota; Pichiomycetes; Serinales; Debaryomycetaceae.